CAAACAUAGACAUGGCUGGUCAACCCGUUCGUCUGUACAGCAAGGGCCGCGUUUUGGGCUACGAGCGUGCCAAGCGCGCCCAGAACCCCAACACUUCUUUGAUCCAGGUCGAAGGUGUCCAAACCACCAAGGAUGCUCAGUUCUACCUCGGUAAGCGCAUUGCUUAUGUCUACCGUGCCCAGCGUGAGGUCAACGGCUCCAAGGUCCGCGUUAUCUGGGGUCGCAUUGCCCGCACCCACGGUUCCAACGGUGUCGUCAAGGCCCGUUUCCGCAAGAACUUGCCCCCCAAGGUGUUUGGUGCCAGUGUCCGCAUCAUGCUUUACCCCUCCAACAUCUAAACGAGUUCUACGUUGACGAUUAAAAGCAAGGAUGUUUAACAACCAAAAAAUAAAUAAAAGAAAAGAAGCUAUAAAAUGUAGAUUGUAUUUUUUUUAUAUCUUUUUGCUUUGUGAGGAAUAAAGAACACAAACACAUUCAUACAUACAAUACAUGC
Messenger RNA from Phycomyces blakesleeanus NRRL 1555(-), 493 nucleotides. RefSeq lists its product as hypothetical. Gene Ontology annotation, biological process: ribosomal large subunit biogenesis; cytoplasmic translation. The record is from RefSeq and is a predicted model, not a curated record. Gene Ontology annotation, cellular component: ribosome; cytosolic large ribosomal subunit. Gene Ontology annotation, molecular function: structural constituent of ribosome. Bases 12 to 338 code for a protein of 108 amino acids. The transcript has 3 exons. NCBI's taxonomy places the organism in Eukaryota, Fungi, Mucoromycota, Mucoromycetes, Mucorales, Phycomycetaceae.